Neogale vison (American mink) is the source of this 4097-nucleotide messenger RNA. It is a transcript of the gene LRP12, whose product is annotated as LDL receptor related protein 12. Gene Ontology annotation, biological process: cilium assembly. Gene Ontology annotation, cellular component: microtubule; cilium. NCBI's taxonomy places the organism in Eukaryota, Metazoa, Chordata, Mammalia, Carnivora, Mustelidae. Gene Ontology annotation, molecular function: microtubule binding. The coding region runs from base 106 to 2685 and encodes 859 amino acids. The transcript is spliced from 7 exons. The record is from RefSeq and is a predicted model, not a curated record.
CCGCGGAGCGCGCAGGGAGCAGCCGGGGGCUCGGUGGCGGCGGCGUCUGGCCCCAGCUCCUCCUCCUCCUCCAUCUCCUCCUCGCUCCCUCCAUCUGCCGUGGUUAUGGCCAGUCGCUGGAGCACAAAAGAGUCUCCGCGGUGGAGGUCUGCGUUGGUCUUGCUUUUCCUCGCCGGAGUGUACGGAAAUGGUGCUCUUGCAGAACAUUCUGAAAAUGUGCAUAUUUCAGGAGUGUCAACUGCUUGUGGAGAGACUCCAGAACAAAUUCGAGCACCAAGUGGUAUAAUCACAAGCCCAGGCUGGCCUUCUGAAUAUCCUGCCAGAAUCAACUGCAGCUGGUUCAUACGGGCAAACCCAGGGGAAAUCAUUACCAUAAGUUUUCAGGAUUUUGAUAUUCAGGGGUCCAGAAGAUGCAGUUUGGACUGGUUGACGAUAGAAACCUACAAGAACAUUGAAAGUUACAGAGCUUGUGGUUCCACAGUUCCGCCACCGUAUAUUUCUUCCCAAGACCACAUCUGGAUCAGGUUCCAUUCCGAUGAUAGUAUCUCUAGAAAGGGUUUCAGACUGGCAUAUUUUUCAGGGAAAUCCGAAGAACCCAGCUGUGCUUGCGAUCAGUUCCGCUGUGGCAACGGCAAGUGUAUCCCCGAAGCCUGGAAAUGCAACAGCAUGGACGAGUGCGGAGAUGGGUCUGACGAGCAGGUCUGCGCGCGGGAGGCCGACCCCCCGACGGCCGCUUCCUUUCAGCCCUGUGCCUACAACCAGUUCCAGUGUCUGUCUCGGUUCACCAAGGUUUACACUUGCCUCCCCGAAUCUUUAAAAUGCGAUGGCAACAUUGACUGUCUGGACCUCGGAGAUGAGAUCGACUGUGACAUGCCAACCUGUGGGCAGUGGCUAAAAUAUUUCUACGGUACUUUCAAUUCUCCCAAUUAUCCAGAUUUCUACCCUCCUGGAAGCAACUGCACCUGGUUAAUAGACACGGGUGAUCAUCGUAAAGUCAUUUUACGCUUCACCGACUUUAAACUCGAUGGGACUGGGUACGGCGAUUAUGUCAAAAUAUACGAUGGAUUAGAGGAGAAUCCACACAAGCUUUUGCGAGUCUUAACGGCUUUUGAUUCUCAUGCACCUCUUACAGUUGUUUCUUCUUCCGGACAGAUCAGGGUCCAUUUUUGUGCCGACAAAGUGAAUGCCGCAAGGGGAUUUAAUGCCACUUACCAAGUAGAUGGCUUCUGUUUGCCUUGGGAAAUACCCUGUGGGGGUAACUGGGGGUGUUACACAGAACAGCAGCGCUGUGAUGGGUAUUGGCAUUGCCCAAACGGAAGGGAUGAAAUAAAUUGCACCAUGUGCCAAAAGGAAGAAUUCCCAUGUUCUCGAAACGGUGUCUGUUACCCUCGUUCUGAUCGCUGCAACUACCAGAAUCAUUGCCCAAAUGGCUCAGAUGAAAAAAACUGCUUUUUUUGCCAGCCAGGAAAUUUUCACUGUAAAAACAACCGUUGUGUGUUUGAAAGCUGGGUGUGUGAUUCCCAGGAUGACUGCGGUGAUGGCAGCGAUGAGGAGAAUUGCCCGGUAAUUGUGCCUACCAGAGUCAUAACUGCAGCCGUCAUAGGGAGCCUUAUCUGUGGCCUGUUACUGGUCAUUGCAUUGGGAUGUACCUGUAAGCUCUAUUCUCUGAGAAUGUUUGAACGAAGGUCAUUUGAAACACAGUUGUCAAGAGUGGAAGCAGAAUUGCUAAGAAGAGAAGCUCCUCCCUCCUAUGGACAACUGAUCGCUCAGGGUUUAAUUCCACCAGUUGAAGAUUUUCCUGUUUGUUCACCUAAUCAAGCUUCUGUUUUGGAAAACUUGAGGCUGGCAGUACGAUCUCAGCUUGGAUUUACUUCAAUCAGGCUUCCAAUGGCAGGCAGAUCCAGCAACAUUUGGAAUCGUAUUUUUAAUUUUGCAAGAUCACGUCAUUCGGGGUCGUUGGCUUUGGUCUCAGCAGAUGGAGAUGAGGUCGUCCCUAGUCAGAGUAACAGCAGAGAACCUGAAAGAAAUCACACUCACAGAAGUCUGUUUUCCGUGGAGUCCGACGACACAGACACAGAAAAUGAGAGAAGAGAUACGGCCGGAGCAUCUGGUGGGGUUGCAGCUCCUUUGCCCCAGAAAGUCCCUCCCACAACAGCAGUCGAAGCAACAGUGGGAGCGAGUGGAAGCUCCUCGACUCAGAGUACCCGAGGCGGCCACACAGAGAACGGAAGGGAUGUGACAAGUGUGGAGCCCCCGGGCGUGAGUCCGGCCCGUCACCAGCUCACAAGUGCGCUCAGUCGUAUGACUCAGGGGCUGCGCUGGGUACGUUUUACGUUAGGGCGAUCCAGCUCCGUAAAUCAGAACCAGAGUCCUUUGAGACAGCUUGACAAUGGGGCACAUGGCAGAGAAGAAGAUGAUGAUGUCGAAAUGCUGAUCCCAGUUUCUGAUGGAGCUUCAGACUUGGAUGUGAACGACUGCUCCAGACCUCUUCUCGGUCUUGCCUCAGAGCAAGGACAAGGGUUUAGACAGCCGUACAGCGCGGCAAACCCUGGAGGAAGGCCCAGUAACCGAGACGGCCCCUGUGAGCGCUGUGGCAUCGUCCACACUGCCCAGAUCCCGGACACUUGCUUGGAAGCAACGCUGAAACAGGAGACGAGUGACGAUGAGGCUUUGUUACUUUGUUAGGUACGAAUCGCAGCCAGGGGGAUUGUGUACAAGGGGGAGAUUGCUCCGUUCGUUGUUUUGUAACUUUACAAUUAAACUAGUUUUAAUUUAAAAACAAAAAAAGAUGCAGGGUGAUUUCUUAUUACCAUAUGUUAGCCUGCAUGGUUAAAUUAAACAACUUGCAACUCUAUGAACUUUAGAGUUUACUAUUUUAGCAGCUAAAAUUGCAUUAUGUAUUCAUAUUGUUCAGCAAUGUUCUUCCAUUUGUUCCUAAUUGUUUUUAUCCUGGUACUGUAGUCCACAGUAGAAGUAUGGCUGCUGAAACUCAUUCGACUGUCAGUCUCUCUCUCCUAUGUUAAAACAUUGUUUGUACAAAAUAAUACCUUCUUUUCAUUGAACUCUUUAUGCUUUUUGCCAAUACAUCUUACAACUUAAUAUACCAGAUGUUAAGGUUGUUAAUGUACAAAAAAAGGCCCCUUAUAUUCACCUAUGUUUUUAUUUGUGUAACAUUGGUCUAAAUAGUAAUGGAUUUCAUCAUAAUAGGAGCUUGUCAAAGGGAAAAACCUCGUCUAAAAAUUUUUCUCUUACAUUUAACAUUCAGUGAUGUGAAAUUUAGAUAGAGCUAGACAAAUUAAUGGCAAAAACAAAACUUUUAUAGAUUUUCUAAUGUUGACUUUAAUACUCAAAUAUGGUACAAGCCAAAUGGUAAAAUCCCGUCAUUUCUUUUUUCAUCUCUAUUUAGGGACAGAAUUAAACAGAUGAAGAUAUUCUACUAUGCAUUAAAUCUUGAACUUUAUAAAAUAUGUACAAAAAUUGUACAAGAGAAGUUCUAGCUGGAAAUGUCCUUCCCUGGUACAGGGUUAUGCUUGUAUUGGCCCCUAGGGAUUUGCACUAAAAUCCUAUCGAGGUCACAGAGGAGUUCAGUGCGCAAGCACUGUCCCUUAAAUACUGUCAUUUGCUAUCACAAGGACUAUAUAUUUCCAUAGCUUGGGGGGGGAGCAUUUUUAUUACAACUUGAAAUUGCUUUGCUGGUUUCAUAUUUAUUUGUUGUAUUUAAAGACUACAUUAUUGUAAGAGUGAUUUUCAAUAUAUUUUAUUCAUGGGGGGAUCAUCCUACAUGUCGAAAAGCAAAUUAAGAAAUCAUUCGGAUCGACCCCCCCUUCUUUUAAGUCGAAUGAAUUACAAACCCCGCAUAUUUUUUUAUUGUCAGUUCUUGUUUAUUUAUUCUUUAGCUGUCUGUUUUAGUAGCUUAAUGAUUGAGUAUGGAAAAUGUAUUUGUGUGUGAUUAUUGCUAUUUAUUAAAUUUUCAAUACUUUGCUGAAUGUCAUUUUAAAGCAUGUUUGAGGUCUUGUGUAUCUGUCGUGUUAUGCUGUCAGGAAGAACUGACUGAAAUGUUUUAAUAUGUAUCAGAAAUUAAAAUCAUUUUUUUUGUA